Ziziphus jujuba (common jujube) is the source of this 3451-nucleotide messenger RNA. RefSeq lists its product as uncharacterized. The transcript has 2 exons. Gene Ontology annotation, cellular component: cytoplasm. NCBI's taxonomy places the organism in Eukaryota, Viridiplantae, Streptophyta, Magnoliopsida, Rosales, Rhamnaceae. Bases 1119 to 3071 code for a protein of 650 amino acids. Gene Ontology annotation, molecular function: protein binding. The record is from RefSeq and is a predicted model, not a curated record.
CUCAUUUCUGGCUCACAUGCUGCCUUCCCAUUUUGGACCCUCUGGCUUUCUCUGACUUCCAUUUGCAUCUUUGCGUUGUUUCUCUCUCUGGGUUCAACAAAGUUUUUAUUUUUAUUUAUUUAUUUAUUUAAAAAAAGAAAGUAAAAGAAGAAGAAGAAGAAGAAGAAGAGAGAUGAUAUCUAUCCUAUUUUUGCUUUAUGACAUCUACCCACAUUCUUUUUUUUUUAUCUUCCUUAUGUAACUCUGAAGAGAGAGGUGGAUACUUCUUUAUUUCUCUUAAAAAUUCCUUUUUUUAUUUGUUGGGUAUGAGCCUCUUCUCCUUUUGAUAUUCCUUUUGAAUAUAAACAGUCGGUUUUCCUUUUACUUGGAUGGUGGGGUUUUGUUUGCUUUCUCGUAUUCUUUUCUUGAUUCUGUGUCUUUUCUAAUCCCAUUUCUUUUCUAUCAGAUUCCCUAUUCUCUAAUUUGUUGGUGUUAAAUAGUUGGUUUUUUAAUAAUAGAAUUUUGGUAUCACUCUCCCACAUGCAUGUUCUUGGGUUUGUCUGAUCUGGAUUGGAUCACAAGGGUGUUUUGUUCUUUUUCUAGUUGCAGAGGAAAGAUAGAGAGAGAAGGAAAGAAAAGAGGUUUUGUGGUGGGGUUGAGUGCCUGAGCCUCUUUUGGUGCAAUCUUGGUUUCUCUGGGGCGGGGGGUCACAGAAGAAGCAAAAAGAAGAAAGGAGAAGAAGGUGAGAUUUCUUGACCUCCUGGAUCCUUUGCCUAGGUCCCACCCAAGAUACUUUCCUUGUGCUUCCAGAUAUUGGUGUCAACCGUCUCUUUUUGCUGUUGUCUUAUGCCAUCUGGUUGUAAUUUGAAUUGGGUUUUGUUUCACUACUGGGAAAGAUAUCAAGAAAUUUCUCACAGUUUGUGACCGGCUGUGAACUUUGCCUGUUACAUUUGUAGGAUAUACUGCUCAUAAAUAAAAUAUAGAUUUAUGGGUUUUGAUUAUACAACAUGGUGUUUGUGAAUUCUAAUCUGGAAUAGUCAGCAUCCAUCAUAUCCAAAUCUUGUUUGGUGGUACUGGAUGAUUGAGCUGGGUCUUGGUUGUGUACGUUAGACUGGGUUGGUAUUAUAUUCUCCUGAGACAUGGCUGGCAUUGAUGCUUCGAGGUAUGCUCAUAGCCCUGUGCACAAGGCCAUUAUCAUGAGGGAUUAUGCCAGUCUCAGGAGGAUUCUUGCGGGUCUUCCGCGGCUUAGUAACCCCGCUGAGAUUCGCACUGAAGCGGCAUCACUAGCCGAGGAAGAGAAGGGUGAUGCCAUUUCUGCAGCGAUUGAUCGUCGUGAUGUCCCAAAUCGUGACACCCCUCUUCACUUGGCUGUAAAACUUGGUGACCAGACAGCCACUGAAAUGCUUAUGGUUGCUGGGGCAGAUUGGAGCUUGCAGAACGAACAGGGGUGGAGUGCUCUUCAGGAAGCUAUUUGCAAUAGAGAAGAAGCGAUUGCAAUGAUUAUAGUUAGGCACUAUCAGCCGCUGGCCUGGGCCAAAUGGUGUAGAAGGUUGCCUCGCUUGGUCGGGACCAUGCGGAGGAUGAGGGAUUUUUACAUGGAAAUUACAUUCCAUUUUGAUAGUUCUGUAAUUCCUUUCAUUUCUAGGAUUGCCCCUUCAGAUACUUAUAAGAUUUGGAAGAGGGGUGCAAAUUUGAGAGCAGAUAUGACUUUGGCAGGUUUUGAUGGAUUUAGGAUCCAACGAGCUGAUCAGAGUGUUAUUUUUCUCGGUGAUGGAUCAGAGGAUGGCAAGGUCCCUCCUGGGUCGCUCUGCAUGGUCUCACACAAAGAAAAGGAGGUGAUGAAUGCUUUGGAUGGUGCUGGUUCUCAGGCAACUGAAGAAGAGAUUCGACAAGAAGUGGUUGCGAUGUCUCAGACUAACAUAUUUAGGCCCGGGAUUGAUGUGACUCAGGCAGUUCUCUUGCCUCAGUUGACUUGGAGGCGGCAAGAGAAAACAGAAAUGGUUGGCUCAUGGAAGGCAAAGGUGUACGAUAUGCAUAAUGUAGUUGUGAGCAUAAAGUCUAGGAGGGUCCCAGGGGCUAUGACAGAUGACGAAUUCUUCUCGUCUUGCAAUGAAAAUGAAACAGAAAGUGAGACACUUGAUGAGAUUUUAACAGAGGAAGAAAGGAAGCAACUUGAAGUUGCACUUAAGCUGGAUUCAACAGAAAUGACUGGUGAGAAUGGUGAAGGGGUUAUUGGUCAUCGUCAUAGCUGCUAUGAGCAUAGGGAGAUUCCUAUUGAAGAUUCCAAUGGUUACAGAAAUGGUGAGACUAAGCAAGAAAAGAAAGGAUGGUUUGGUGGAUGGAGGAAAAGGGAUAAUAAGAUUGAAGUGCAGAAGAAGGUUGCACGACCCAGAAAUUCUCUUUGCGUAGAUGAGAAAGUGAGUGAUUUGCUGGGGGAUUCUCCAUCUAGAAGUCAGACCAAACCUGGAAGACAUUCUGUGGAGAUUGUGAGGGGGGAUGAACUUCGAAGAGGAAGGGAUACGAGAGCAUCUUCUUCUACAAAUUUUGAAAGUAGAAAUCGGCACAAGGAUGCAAGUCGGGAAAAUGAGUAUAAGAAAGGAUUGAGGCCUAUUCUCUGGCUUUCCCCAAACUUUCCACUGCAAACUGAGGAACUCUUGCCGUUGCUUGAUAUUCUAGCAAACAAGGUCAAGGCAAUCCGUCGUUUGAGGGAGCUGCUUACAACAAAACUUCCAAUGGGAACCUUCCCUGUCAAGGUUGCUAUCCCAGUGGUUCCUACUAUCAGAGUAAUCGUUACUUUUACCAAGUUUGAAGAACUAGCACCAUUGGAUGAAUUCACGACACCCCCGUCAAGCCCUUCUGCUGCGGGCAAAGAGAGCCCUGCUGUGACACAGUCCACUAGUUCAUCAUGGUUUCAGUGGAUAAAAGCCCCGUAUCGUUCGAGCUCAUCGAAUGCUGCCUCUAGCAGUAAGAUAGAAAAUAGUCAAGACCCAUUUUUAAUUCCCCCGGAAUACAAUUGGAUUACAGCUGAAGCAAAGAAAAAGAAGAUGCAGGAAAAGAGCAAAUCAAAGAAGGGCAAAAGUCACAACCAAUGAGGUAAAAAGUCCAGAGAAGAUUUUUAGCUCAGUAAAUGUACUCUGCUGAUACCAAUAGGGAAAAUAGUGUUUUCAUUGAUCCGUGAAUUUGUGAUACUGUAAGGAGUUAAAAAAAAAAAAAAAAAAUUAAAAAAAAAAAAGUGCCUUGGGAUAUAGAACUGAAUGAUCCUUCUGUCAUGGGGAAAAGUUAGUAAAAAUCAUUGUGGGGGGUGGGGGUUAGAAAAGUAAAAAAAAGCAAAAGUAUAUGGUGAUUCUUACAACAAUGGCUUUGCAUUCGGUGGAUGUUUACACAACUUUUAUUGCUUGAUUCGUCACACUUUUUUUUUAUCUUAUAUGACUGACUGCUUCUGCUGUACCGCUGGUCAGUUGUUUCAAUUCUA